UAGUGUAGUAUAGUGAUAGUAAAAGUUAUCAACCGAGCUAAGAACGACAGGAGGACUGCGAGACCGGCUUUACUCGUCUCGACGACAAUUCAUUCGCUCCUCUCUAUUUCUUUAUUUCUUUUACGCUUUAAUUUUAUAUUAUACACGAUGGGCCACAGGUUCCCCAAGACUAUCAGCGCAGCGCGCAUUGCGACUUUCGUCAGCACCGCCGCCUGGAUCCAGGGCGCUAGCGCCAGCGAGGUUUCGCUGCCGGAGGAGGCGCUUAAUAACUUUCUACGAAGACAUGGUGUUAUAAAAUCCUCAAGGAGACAGGCGCCUGCGCCCGCACCCGCAUCCGAGGGAGAGGAAGAUGAUGAUGAUGAAGAAGGGGAAGAAGAGGAGGAUGGAGAAUCUUCAGUAGAUAGCCCUUCGUCGGUAGACUCUUCCUCCUCAUCAGGGUCUAGUAGUUCCGGAGACGCGAAAGAUGAAAAAGGGGAGAAAAAAGAAGACGAUGACGAUGAUACCCCCAGUUUACCGGAAUCACCCCAAGCCGGCGUAGCUCUCGGCGCCGCGGACCAUCCCGCAAUCGGCACCGUCGAACCCCCGGGGAGUCUCAGCACAGGAGCCCGGGUCGCGAUCGGGGUAUGGUCAGCGGUCGGUGUGCUCGCAAUCCUCGGAUUAAUAUUUUUCUUCUGCCGGCGGCGGCGGCGAGCGCGUAUGGCGCAGAUGGAGAUCAACGCGCUCCGGGACGAGGAACUUGCACAAUCACAUCAAGAACGCAUGUCCCAGAUCAGCAUGCCGUUACCGCCACCGCCACCGCCCGUACCACCGGUGCCGGUGCCGAUGCCGAUGCCGGUCAUGGAACAAGUACACCUCAGAGGGGCUAGCGAUACAGGCGAUGCUCGCCCGCCGAGUGGACAGUGGCUAGCGACGCCGCCGUGGCAAGAAGACCCCCCGACGUGGCGGGACUCGCAUCCGUGGCGGCAAUCCCAGCCCUCGGUUGCCGGCGGCGGCGGCGGUGGGUUCGCAGGUGUCCCCAGGCCGUUAUUCGCACCGCCGGUUCUGAACCAAGAAGAAUAUAGCAGGCGGAACGAGUUUUAAGCGAAAGCUGGCAAUCCGAGCGAGAGAAAGAAGUCUCUCGCCGGAAGUCGCCAGGAUUGUACAUAUUUUCCACCUGCCGAAGCGGCACUACUCGUCACUUUAUAUUCGUUUCGUGGAUCGAGUCCACAGUUAGUUGCGACGGCGCACCACUUAGUUCGGUGCUAAUAUCAUUUGUUCUCGCAAAUAUGCUCUGUUUGCUGACAUUGGAUGCUGUUGAUUUGAAGAUAAGCCGGCCAUUCUACCGGCC
This is a messenger RNA of Daldinia caldariorum, 1327 nucleotides long. RefSeq lists its product as uncharacterized. The record is from RefSeq and is a predicted model, not a curated record. The transcript has a single exon. NCBI's taxonomy places the organism in Eukaryota, Fungi, Ascomycota, Sordariomycetes, Xylariales, Hypoxylaceae. Bases 148 to 1080 code for a protein of 310 amino acids.